This is a messenger RNA of Fusarium oxysporum Fo47, 1789 nucleotides long. Its product is annotated as major facilitator superfamily domain-containing protein. The record is from RefSeq and is a predicted model, not a curated record. The coding region runs from base 1 to 1758 and encodes 585 amino acids. Gene Ontology annotation, biological process: transmembrane transport. Gene Ontology annotation, molecular function: transmembrane transporter activity. The transcript has 2 exons. Lineage: Eukaryota; Fungi; Ascomycota; Sordariomycetes; Hypocreales; Nectriaceae.
AUGCAAUCGCUUCUGCAGUAUCGAAGGGCUGGUGCUGCGGCUCAGGCGCAGAUUGAUCGUGAUAUUGGCAAGGCGAGACAGCACACGACAUCCAACGCUGGGCGCGAUAUCGAAGCUGCGCGGGAAUGUCGAAAGUCUUUGGAUGAGAAGGACGAGCCGAGUCCUGGGCGGUUGCCUCCUAUCACUGAAGCAGAUACAUAUGCUUCGAGCGAUGAGAUUCCCGAACAGUCGCUGCAGCAGAUUGUAACGGCACAAACCAUUCGACAGUGCAUGUCCGGAGGAAUUGCUCUGGGCCAGGUCCUCACAGGAAUUAAUGUCCAAGAUCACAAGAACGACAAAGGUCACGAAGGAAAGGUUUUCGUGGUUGGUUGGGAGGGUCCAGACGAUCCUCUUGAUCCUCACAACUGGUCCGUUGGAAGACGGAUUGGUGUGACGCUGCAGAUCUCCAUCAUUGCUCUUUUUGUCGGAGCAGCAUCCGGAAUUGAUGCGACUGUUCUUCCGCAAGCUGCAGAGUCGCUUGGAGUCAGUGAGGUUGCUGAAUCUCUCGCAACAGGCCUUUACUUGGUUGGGAUGGGCCUCGGUUCACUAAUAGCAGGCCCCUUCUCCGAAACAUUUGGUAGAAAUGCAGUUUACAUCUUCUCCAUGGCAAUCUUCAUGAUCUGGAUCAUGGCAUCAGCUCUCGCACCCAACUUUGGUGCGCAAAUCACGUUCCGCUUCUUGGCUGGCUGCUCAGCUUCAACACCGCUGGUUUGCUCCGGAGGUUCUAUCGCAGAUAUGUACAACAGUCUCGAAAAGACCUGGAGCUUUCCUCUGUAUGCUGUAGCUGGUUUUGGUGGACCGAUGCUUGGUGCUGUAAUGGGCGCUUACAUCGGACCAUCGAGCGCUGUGAGCUGGCGAUGGACUGAGUGGACUAUGCUUAUAGCAUCAGGGCUUGUUCUUGUACUAGUCCUGCUCUUCAUGCCUGAGACGUACGGCCCACUUCUCUUGCAGUGGAAAGCAGCUCAUUACCGGCGGAUCACUGGAGAUGACCGGUUUCGAUGCCAGCAUGAGAUUGCUGAUGCUAGUCUCUUCAGCAGACUCAAAGUCAGCAUGACGCGGCCCUUUCUGAUGCUGACUGAACCCAUCAUUAUUGCCAUGACGAUAUACAUCAGUGUGCUGUAUAUUGUACUAUUCACCUUCCUUGUCGGCUGGCCGUAUAUAUUUGAGAAAACGUAUGGCCUUGACCAGGGACUCGCCAACAUCAUUUUCAUCGCCAUGUUUCUCGGAACGCAGAUCAACUUCGCUUUUGUUCCUAUCGUCUACCGCAAGACACUGCGAGCGACCCAGAACCAGGGAGAUGGCCACCUCAAGCCUGAAAUACGUCUCUGGUACGCCAUGCUCGGUGCAGCUGCUGCGAUCCCCAUCUCGCUCUUUUGGCUCGGUUGGACCAACUACUCUAGCAUCAGCAUCUGGUCCGCCAUUUUCGCCGUGGUUCUUUUCGGUUAUGGCGUCACGGGUAUCUUUAUCUGCGUUUACAUGUACAUCAUUGACUCUUACGAGAUAUACUCGGCAUCGGCACUAACGUUCGUGUCUUUGACCCGUUAUAUGAUCGCUGGAGGAAUGACAGUAGUGGGCAUACCGUUCUACGAAAACAUGGGCACCCACUAUACAUUGACCAUCAUGGCAUGUUUCGCGGUGGUAUUGGCGGCGAUUCCUUACGUCCUGUACUUCUAUGGACACAAGAUAAGGGCAAAGAGCAAAUAUGCAUUCACACACUAGAUGGACAACCAACAUUCAGGCUCCCAGAUGG